CAGCACUGCAUCACCAGCUCAUGUAUAUGGCCACAUUUACACAGAUCACAGACCUUUGCCCGUUUUGAUGCUCACCCGCCGCUAUACCUUCACCGGGACAUGGAGGGCGACAUGUGUGAGCCGACUGAAGCCAUCUAAGUUGAGUUGUUGUCGUCAAGUGGCCACGGCCCAACGGCGGCCCAGAACAGCAUCAGGUCGCAAUGUGAUAGGGGAAGGCUUCGAGAAGACAGGAUGGGCGGUAUACUGUCGUUAGUAUUCAUCUGACAGGUCAUCCCUCCCACAUGGCACAAAACGCGGGUCCCUCUAAACAGUGGCCGGAACGACAACUUUAGACCAACUUACUUGCUGUUUGUAUGCAUCUGUCUCUUUUCUGGGUAUUGUUGGGUGGGUCUGUGCGUCUGCCGCUCACAAAGCGCCUCAAAAAUCGAUUCCUCCACGUCGACCACAGGUUCGCGCACGCAGCGGAUUUAGGCAGCGGCAGCGUUUGGUUGUCGCCCUCUCCGUUCGGCCCCUUCAUCGGCGUCCUCGCACUCGGUCUGCACCUUGCCCACAGCAGUUGAAAAAUCCUAAAAAGGGUGUUUUGUUUUUCGCUUGUGCGACGGAGCGCGCGAAUUGGAGACAAGAAGCGUCGCAGUAACGGCAACAAGAGUGCGGGAAUCCGCCGUUUGACCCGUUUUAGACACUCAAAGUGGCAUAGGAACGUGGCAGUCCGCAACUUUCACGACCCAGACACGACACGAUGGUUAUGCGUCACGACAGCAGCAAGCAGCAGGCUCCAGCUCCCAUAGCGACGCGCGCUUUCUCCUUCAAAGACGCCGUGGUGCGUUCCCCGCCCAAGUCGCUACCUCUGCCAUCAAAAGACCAACCUGUACAGCCGUCGCCCAAGGCGAGAAACGACAAAAAGCCACAACAGGCGUCCGGAUCCCGUCAAAUCCGAUCGCGAAGUAUCACGAAAAUCGUCGAGAGUUCGAGCUUUAAGAAACGCUGCGAGGCGCUCAAGUCGCAUCCUGGACGUAAACAUCACGACUCAAAGGGGGAAAGUGCCACUACACCGCUCAGUUCCCCCAGAGCGAAGCAAGAGACGAAGAAACUCACGCCAUUGGAGGAAUUAUGUGAACGUGAAAAACUGCUCCACAACUCGAGUGACAGUUUUAAAGCACGCAAACGUAUCAAUCGAUCGACGAGCUGCUCCUCUUCUUCUCCGUUGCGUAAAGCGACCUCGUCGUCGGACAAAGACGAUGGGUCGAGCCAGGACCGAGUGCUGCUACGUCGAGCCUCGUUGCCAUUAGGAUCUCCGUCUGAUUCUGAUACACAGAGCUCCUCUUGUGACAGUAGCCCAGUUAAAGCCAAGAAAACGGACAAGAAAGAAUCAAUAUCGGCUCCAUUAAGCGGCCAAGACUCGGACGUAAGUGAGUUGUCGCACGAGCUGGCAGUUAACUGCUCUACAACGAGGAGAAACCACUCUCGGAAGGUGUUUGAGAGCGACGACGACUUCUUGGACUGCGACGACACUAACAGCGAGUCCACAGCCGAGUCUUCGUGUCCGAGUCCUCGUCACAGCCCACUGGCCCAUCGGAGUGACGUGAACGAGAUGGAAGUGUGCCAGAAACCGGAUGAAUUAUCCAGUAUUUUGCCAAACUGUGAAGAAGAGGACGAAGAAGAGGACGAAGAAGCCUACAUGCUUCUGGACAGGAUCAACAAUUUAUCAGCGGAGUUUGUGGCCAAUCGCGAGUACGAAGAAUCCAACGCCUUGUCGUGGUCGGUACAGCACGCAGCUCAGCAAGGCGUGAUUUCCACGCAAUUGCAGCAGAAUUUAUUCUCGAAUAUCUGCGAAGGGUAUCUGGACGAAGCUCGGGAUGUGUUGUACCAUAAAUGCCACUUGAUUCCUGCAGUCGGGAGUGUUGUGGAGAGCCCGAUGCAGCCGAUUAUGGACCCAGGAGCCUUGCAGUCUUUUGUGGACUAUGUGGACUGCAUCUCGCCAACUGACGCCGCGGAAGCGCGUAUGCAUAAGCUGCAAGUGUUGAAACAACUGUCGGAUUUACUGACCAAGUGGGUAAAGAUGGUGGGACGUGAGCGGGAGUUGAGUGAAGAGCAUAUCGCAUUGACGAAGGGCUCUCUCUUCCUCGCUGGAUCCUAUCGGCUAGGGUUGGAUGACCCCAACUCGGACAUCGAUGCUGUGUGUGUGGCGCCAUGGCAUGUGACUCACGACGAUUUCUUCGGCUCGUUCUGUCGACUACUGGAGCAGACACCGGGAGUUUCUCAGCUUGCGCCUGUGCCCAGUGCCUACGUGCCGCUCAUUUCGCUAUCGUUCCUGGGAGUUCGCAUGGAUUUGCUCUUCGCGCGGUUGCCAGUGUCCAGUGUGGAGCCCAACCAGAACAUUGACUCCGAUCACAUGCUGGUUGGGGUACAUGAGACUUCGAUGAAGGCUCUAAAUGCUCCUCGGGUCAGCUCUAUGCUGCUGUGCUUGGUACCGAGGCGUCGGGAGUAUCGGAUAGUGUUGCGAGCUGUACGUGCAUGGGCGCGCCGUCGCGGUAUUUACUCGGCCAAACUGGGUUAUUUGGGUGGUAUUAGCUGGGCGAUCCUGGUGGCGUUUGUGUGCCAACUGUACCCGAACGCAGAGCCUGCGAAGAUCUUUGUGCGGUUCUUCCAAGUGCUUUCCGAGUGGCAGUGGCCACAGCCUGUGAUGCUCAACAUGAUCUACGACGCUGGACUAGGAUUCGACAUGUGGGAUCCCCGUCAGAGCGUCUUCGAUCGAUCGCACAUCAUGCCGAUCAUCACCCCGGCAUAUCCGCACAUGAACUCUUCAGUCCAAGUCUCCCAGCCAACGUUCUCUGUGAUAUACGAGGAAUUAUGGCGCGCACGAUACUUGGCUGAGAUCGCUGUGGGUAUUUCCAAGCCUUUUCCUACGGCUGCUCCGUCACCAGAGAGCUCCGAGUCGGAUCUAAAGGCUGCAGUGGUGUGUAUGGCUACGUCAAUGCCCUCGUUCGACCAGCCGUUGAACGCAGUUCAGUCGACAGCGGGCGAGACGGCGGUAGGUGAAGCAGGUGCUUGGGACAAGCUCUUCCAGCCGUCGAACUUCUUCAUCCGAUACAGUUCGUACAUGGUGUUUAACUUCCAGGCUGACACGGAGAGCGCUAUGCACAAGUGGGGCAAAUUUGUGCAGUCACGAUUACGGAAGUUGGUGGACAAUUUGCAUCACGUAUCGCCUGUCUCAAGGGUUCAUGCAUUCCCCUGUUAUUUCCCGCAUACUAGUGACUCUGAGCGCGAUGGACCGGGUUCAUGUAUGUUCAUUGGAAUUGAGUUCCACUGCCGUCGACAUCAAACUAUUCAGCCCAAGGAUGACCCGGAGGUGAAAAAGACGUUGGAGCAGACCAUUCGGUUUUUCUUAGCGACAGAUUUGCAGCAGAUGGAGGACAAACAGCCAGAUAUGACUGCUGACGCCAAGGUUUUGAGCUGGGAAGAGCUGCCCGACUUCGUUUUCCAGUCAGGACGUAGCAGUGCCGACCUGGAGCGUGCAAAGUACACGGACGAUCUGGAAAAGAUGGGCUUUUCACAAGGCAACACGCCGUCGUUCCGCCCACCUUACUAUGUGAACAGUUACAACCGCAACGGCAAAUGGCGCAGUGGUGGGCCGCGCAAGUACGCGGGAGGCCAAAGGAAGCGCCGUGAUUUCCGGAAUGCACCACGAUCAUAUCCAGGCACUCAGGCUGGAUGAAUGAAUAUUAUAUGAGCUGGUUCUGCAGGAUUGGAGAGCGAGCUUAUUACGUCGAGAUGAGUCGCCACCGACGUAUGUAUGCAUCUUGCGAGUAUGCAACGACAAGUGUUUAGUUGUUGGCUUGUAGCUCGGAAGAUGGUGGCGAGUGUUGCGACGGCGAAGAAGUCUGAACGUGACGGCAAGGGACGCACAAGGGACAAGGCCACGUGAACUUGUACGGUGGUCGGCUUUUGCAGUGCUUUAGCACUGCAGCGAAGAGCAUAUUGCAGCACAGACCGUCAUCAUUGUAAAUUAUGACUAGAUGUGGCGUCACCUAAGCGAUGCACAGGAAAACGUGAGAAAAUUUGACAGAAAAAACAAAAGAUAAUGCAAACAUCAGAAAAAUUAUAAAAACUGCUCGAGUACCAGGGAUUGAACGCCUCA
Molecule: messenger RNA, 4138 nt
Organism: Phytophthora nicotianae INRA-310
Lineage: Eukaryota; Oomycota; Peronosporomycetes; Peronosporales; Peronosporaceae
Exons: 2
Coding region: 740-3715 (991 amino acids)
Cellular component (GO): nucleus
Molecular function (GO): poly(A) RNA polymerase activity; RNA binding
Source: RefSeq, a predicted model, not a curated record